CACAUUCUAUCUAUUUUUCUCCUUUUCUCCCCAACUUCAGCUGUAUACACACAAUUUAACCAAACGGAGAGUAUAAUUUGGCGAUAAACGGAUUGAAGCCAGGAUGAUGUCCGGCAAUUAUACCUCCAUCGACAAUCAAAAUGUCUCCGGAUCUGUUCCGGCAGUUGGCGAUCCGCCUUCCCAUGUUGCCGUGAAAUUUACUGAUUCGAAUCUGCAGACAUUUCCGCCGACGGGAGGUCAAGGGAAGAUCUCUGGGGCCGCACGACCCCCUCGAGAUGCCGACGAUACAUUUGGGAAACCUAAUUCUGGUUCUGAGGAGCCCCAGCAAAGUGGUUGGUUUCGAUCCUUCACAAUUGCUGCAUACAGACCUUAUUUUGAUGUUGACACGUCUGAUGUUCUAGAGAGGAUAAAAGAUUCCCUCUUUCCUUUCAGAGGAACCUUCUCCGAGAAGACUGCUAACAACCCAGAUUUGUACGGGCCCUUUUGGAUCUGCACUACGCUGAUAUUUGUGGCGGCUUCCAUUGGUACAUUUGUUACCUAUUUAGCACACAAACUGCAAAAGAAGGAAUGGGACUAUGAUAUCAAUUUGAUGACUUGGUCUGCUGGUUUGUUCUAUGGUUAUGUCACCAUAGUGCCUCUUGGCUUGUAUAUAAUCCUCAAAUACUUCUCUGCUCCAGCUGGCUUUGUUCAGCUACUUUGUCUGUAUGGCUACUCGCUGUUUGUAUUCGUUCCUGCUUUGUGUUUAUCUGUUGUUCCUCAGGAAAUCUUUAGAUGGGUUAUUGCUGGUGUAGCUGGCUUCAUGUCUGCUACAUUUGUUGCCCUCAACCUCAAAAACCACAUUAGUUCUGCCGGUGAAAGUUGGUUCCUGAUCGUAGCUGCUAUCUUCUUGUUGCAGUUGGCUCUUGCUUUGGUGCUCAAAUUCUACUUGUUCACUGUCACUGUAUAACCACAACUACGAUCUCAAGUGCCUGCAACAUGUUAUAGACCGCGCUUGUGAGAGACAAAGAUAGGGGUGGGGGGAAGGGGAUUUAGUGGUGAUUCCAUUCCUUUGCAAACCUAUAUGCAUACACUGUAUUCGUUCAUUUUUGACAGUGUUAUGGUUUUAAAUCAUGUGCUCUUUCUCCACACCCUUUGAUGGAUCAAAAUGUGAAUACUGAGAUAUAUAGCAUUAUUUUGGAUCAGCUUUA
Sesamum indicum (sesame) is the source of this 1187-nucleotide messenger RNA. RefSeq lists its product as uncharacterized. Gene Ontology annotation, cellular component: Golgi apparatus; membrane. Gene Ontology annotation, biological process: vesicle-mediated transport. The record is from RefSeq and is a predicted model, not a curated record. NCBI's taxonomy places the organism in Eukaryota, Viridiplantae, Streptophyta, Magnoliopsida, Lamiales, Pedaliaceae. Gene Ontology annotation, molecular function: small GTPase binding.